CUUUUCAAAAAUUAAAUCCUCCAAAAACUUCACUCACGAUCUCCACGAUCUCCAACUACCUCAGACAAUUCCGACAACCACCACAAGUCGACAAACACAUCCGCCAAAAUGGGUCGUCUUCACUCCAGGGGAAAGGGUAUCUCCGCUUCUGCGAUCCCCUACUCGCGCAACCCGCCCGCGUGGCUCAAGACUACUCCCGCCCAGGUCGAGGAGCAGAUCUGCCGUCUCGCCCGUAAGGGUGCUUCCCCCUCUCAGAUCGGUGUCGUUCUCCGUGACUCCCACGGAAUCACCCAGGUCCGCUUUGUUACCGGUAACAAGAUCCUCCGCAUCCUCAAGUCCAAUGGCCUCGCCCCCGAGAUUCCUGAGGAUCUGUACAUGUUGAUCAAGAAGGCCGUCUCCGUCCGAAAGCACCUAGAGCGCAACCGCAAGGACAAGGACGCCAAGUUCCGCCUGAUUCUGAUCGAGUCCCGAAUCCACCGUCUCGCCCGUUACUACAAGACCGUCGGUGUCCUACCCCCGACCUGGAAGUACGAGAGCGCCACGGCCAGCACCAUCGUCGCAUAAGCGUAAGCAACGAGCGCGCGCGCGGAGGAUGAUUUGCAUGUGGAAUGCCUGGUCUGGUCAUGGAGUUCGCGUGGAAAACGGAAUUGCUUUUCGGGCAGCCACAAAAGUGAUGAGUGCCUGAUUAUUCUACUAGUUGCCUGAGAAAGGUGAUGAAUAAACAAUUACACAAGAGAUCAAUACGAGUCUCGUGAAGAACAAGAGUAUUAGUUAUUUGCUUGAUCCCUAGUGCUUUCGGUGAAUCUAGAUCCUGCAAUGUCCUAGCGAGUCUAUAUUAGUCCUCCUAAUAGUAAUCGUUCGUUUCUAAAGUAAUGGUAUCAUCGUGAAAGACGAAAUCUAUAAUGCGGAAUCUGUAAUGACAUAAUUGAUUCUUUUCCCUCUCCCGGAACUCCAUUCUCAUGCUUGCUUGCCUACUACCUGGCUUAACCUUACCCUCACUGUGUUGUCGACUCGAGCUCCUUGGAGCGCUGGAGCAAGUACUCGCCCAGAGCGCGCAGGGGAUCCUUGGGUCUGUGAACGUAAACGUAACAUUAGCAUCCGUACCGUCACAAUCCACAAUUGCACAAUCCCCAAACCAAGUAGGUAGGCUUCUAAGCAAUCCUCCACGCAAGUAAAUAGACAGACAUAGACAGACAGACAGACACAUAGCAAAUCCUAGCCCCAAUCCUCAAUAACAAUCAAACGUAAAACUGAAG
Messenger RNA from Daldinia loculata, 1256 nucleotides. Its product is annotated as 40S ribosomal protein S13. Bases 109 to 564 code for a protein of 151 amino acids. The record is from RefSeq and is a predicted model, not a curated record. Gene Ontology annotation, cellular component: ribosome; nucleolus; cytosolic small ribosomal subunit. The transcript is spliced from 4 exons. Gene Ontology annotation, molecular function: small ribosomal subunit rRNA binding; structural constituent of ribosome. Gene Ontology annotation, biological process: translation. NCBI's taxonomy places the organism in Eukaryota, Fungi, Ascomycota, Sordariomycetes, Xylariales, Hypoxylaceae.